This is a messenger RNA of Miscanthus lutarioriparius, 2112 nucleotides long. The record is from the annotation of a GenBank genome assembly. NCBI's taxonomy places the organism in Eukaryota, Viridiplantae, Streptophyta, Magnoliopsida, Poales, Poaceae.
AUGCGGGCGUCGUCGUCGUCGUCCAACGUGGGUAUUCGCCUCCCUUCCCCUUCCAAUCUCCUCCGCUGUUCUCGGGGUGCUUCUUCUGGGACUUUUAUACUGCGCUUUACAUCACUUGUUGAGGACAUGAUGAUGGUGGAGUUAAGCAAAGUUCUGAGAACUCCUGUUGCGGAGAUAAGUUCCAAGAGGGAGUUCUUUGGUGCACCUCAACAGGAAGUGGAAAAGAAGGCAUACUCACAGGAAGGAUGUGCUCAUGUAAAGGAGUUGCAGGAAGGAGGUUUUCAAACAAAGGAGACGUACACAAUAGGUCCUAAUGCAAAGAAGUUGCAUUUAGCAGCUGCUAAUGCUAAGAAGUCAUGUGCAGCACCUAGCCACAGUCCUACUGUGCUACUUCAGGGAAAUGUAGAUUCUACUUUGAUGGAUGAUGAGGGCAUUUCCGUGGAUGAUGAAGUCCUUGUGGAUAUUGAGCUGAGGGCUGAAGCUGAUGCACAGGAAGCAGCCAGAAAGACUCAAAGUGAGGAAUCUUUAGUUGAUCCUAUUUUUUAUGCUGACACUUCCACUGCACAAAUUCCAGUUGAUGAUUAUGCAGAUGUUAAGUUCAACAUUGUGUAUGACAAUGAAAAUCCAAGGAUCAAAGUAAAUGAAUAUUUCCCUUCGAUGGAGAACUUCAGGAUGGCACUGAGACAGCAUGGAAUAAAGAAGGGGUUUCAGGUGCACAAAAUCAAGACGGAUAAGACUAGGUAUAGAGCUGAGUGCAAGGCAGAAGGCUGUCCAUGGAGAAUUGUGGCACGCAAAUUGCGGGACGGACCAACUGUUGUGAUUAGCAUGAUGCCUCAAGAGCACAAUUGCAUAUCUACUAGUAACCCUGUUACCUCAAUGGCAUCACAAAGCUGGGUUGCAGAGAUGGCUGCUGAUUGGUUGAGGGAGAGUCCAGAACUAGGAGCAAAAGAGUUGCAAGAGAAACUGCAGGAGGUGUAUAGUGUAGAGGUUAGCUAUGCUACAGUAUGGGGUGGAAGACAGAAAGCAAUGAACAAGAUUUUUCAAUCUUGGGAAGACACUUUUCAGACAUUGUACAAUUUCAGGGCUGAACUUCUUUCCUUGUCUCCGGGCUCAGUUGUGGAGAUUUGCACUAAGAUAUGUGGAGAUGAUGUCCACUUCGACAAGCUUUUCUUUGCUCUGGAGCAAUGCAUAGAUGGCUUCAAAACAGGCUGUAGACCUGACAUUGCACUCAACUACACAGACUUGGCUGGCAUCUACUCAGGGAAAUUAGCAUGUGCUUGUGCGCUUGAUGGUCACAAUUGGAUGUACCCUGUCGCAUGGGCCAUUUUUGACUCUACUUCAAAUGAUAACUGGACUUGGUUCAUGGAGCAAUUGAAGAAGGCUAUAGGGAAUCUACCAGGAUUAACAAUUUCUGCUGAUGUUGGUGAUAAUAAUCUAACUGAAAGUUUCUUAGAAUGGACUCUGAACAUAAAGGGCAUGCCUUUGGUUGACUUGAUUGAUAAGUUGAGGCAGAUGACAAUGGGGGUUUGGUACAAAAGGAGGUGUAUUGGAAGCAAGCUCUCUGGCCAUAUUCUCCCUGCAGUUAUCCAACAACUUAAUACACAAAUAAGGAGUUUGAGAAACAUCAAGGUCUCUAAAUGCGGGUUGCAGACCGGUGAAGUUUCUGGCAGCUCUCAGGACAUGGUGCCAUGGAGGCACGUGGUGGACUUGGACAAGCACACCUGCAGCUGCGGGGAGUGGCAACUAACCAAGAAGCCCUGCCUCCAUGCUCUGGCAUGGAUAACCACGGAGACAAAUGCUGACGUGGAAUCCUUUGUCCAUGACUACUACUCUGUUGAGUGGUUUAGGGCUGCAUAUAGCGGUAUAGUUCCACCCAUGACAGACAAGUCGCAGUGGCCUCAGGUGGACCCUGGUUUCAAGCUGCUGGCACCGCAGUUGAAGUCAGGACUUGGGAAGAGGAAGUACACAACCAAGACAAGCGAGGAACCAUGCGCUAGUAAACAGUGUGGAGAAAUUGAACAUCGUGAGAAGGGUUGCACGCUGCAUUGCCCGAAGAAGAGGAAGAGAUGCCAAGCUGAAGAGGGCAGGAAGGUUGAGUACGACGCUAACUGA